This is a messenger RNA of Hypanus sabinus (Atlantic stingray), 2430 nucleotides long. RefSeq names its product oocyte zinc finger protein XlCOF6-like. Gene Ontology annotation, molecular function: RNA polymerase II cis-regulatory region sequence-specific DNA binding; DNA-binding transcription factor activity. Lineage: Eukaryota; Metazoa; Chordata; Chondrichthyes; Myliobatiformes; Dasyatidae. The transcript has a single exon. Bases 534 to 1553 code for a protein of 339 amino acids. The record is from RefSeq and is a predicted model, not a curated record. Gene Ontology annotation, biological process: regulation of transcription by RNA polymerase II.
GAUUCAAACGUCUGACUUUCUGAAUUGCAGAGAAUUGAUCACAAUGAGAUAUCAUUCUCCUUCUCUCAGUGUGGGAGGGGAUUCUCUCACAGCCUACCCGCAGACACGCCUGUGAGUUCACAGUGGGGAGAGGCCAUUCACCUGCUCUGUGUGAGGGAGGGGAACUACUCAGUCAUCCAGCCUGAAGAUACAUCAGCAAGUUCACACCACAGUGAGAUGCUCCACCUGUUCUGCAAGUGGGAAGCCAUUCAUUCCAUUGUCGAUGCUGAAGAUAUAUCCUAAAGUUCACCAGUGAGAGGACAUUGACCUGCUCGGAUGGUGGGAAGACAUUCACACGCUCAACCAGACCACAGUGACACCAAUGAGUUCACACCGGGGAGAAGCUAUUCACCUGCUCUGAAUAGGUGAAGUUAUUCACUCACUCGUCCACACUACAUAGACACCAGCGAGUUCACGCUGGGGAGAGGCCAUUCUCCUGCUCCUGAAAGGAGUGAAAUCACCUGCUGCAACAUCAGUGAGUUCACACUGGGGAGAUGCCAUUCACAUGCUCAGACUGUGGGAAGAGAUUCACUCAGUCAAAUCACCCGCUGCAACAUCAGUUAGUUCACACUAGGGAGAUGCCGUUUACAAGCUCAGACUGUGGGAAGGGAUUCACCCAGUCAUCUCAACUGAAGGAGCAUCAGCGAGUCUACACUGGGGAGAAGACGUUCACUUGCUCUGAAUGUGGGAAAGCAUUUGCUCGGUCAUCUGAACUGAAGGUACAUCAGCGAGUUCACACUAGUGAGAGGCCGUUCACCUGCUCAGACUGUGGGAAAGGAUUCGCUCACUCGUCCAACCUGCAGAGACACCAGCGAGUUCACACUGGGGAGAGGCCAUUCACAUGCUCUGCAUGUGGGAAAGGAUUCACCCAGACAGCUCAACUGAAGUUACAUCAGCGAGUCCACACUGGGGAGAGGCCGUUCACUUGCUCUGAAUGUGGGAAGGUAUUUGCUCAGUCAUCUGAACUGAAGGUACAUCAGCGAGCUCACACUGGGGAGAGGACGUUCAGCUGCUCAGAAUGUGGGAAAGGAUUCAUUCGUUCAUCUCAACUCUUCAGACACCAGCAAAUUCACACUGGGGAGAAACCAUUCAUCUGCUCAGAACGUGGGAAGGGAUUCACCGAUUCAGUUCAUCUGAAGGAACAUCAGUUUGUUCACACUGGGGAGAAGCCCUUCGUCUGCUCUGAAUGUUGGAAAGGAUUCACUCGGUCAUCUCAACUGAAGUUACAUCAACGAGUUCACACUGGGGAGAGGCCAUUCAUCUGCUCUGAAUGUGGGAAAGGAUUUGCUCGGUCAUCUAGUCUGAAGGUGCAUCAGCGAGUUCACACUGGGGAGAGACCAUUCACAUGCUCUGAAUGUGGGAGGGGAUUCACUCAGUCAUCCCAACUGAAGUUACAUCAGCGAGUUCACACUGGGGAGAGGCCAUUCAUCUGCUCUGAAUGUGGGAAAGGAUUCAGUCGUUCAUCUCAGCUCUCGAGGCAUCAGCAAAUUCACAAUGGGGAGAAACCAUUCUGAGGAAAUGCGGAUAUAUAAAAAAUUAUUUUGAACCGAAGUAACCUCUAGAUAAAAGAAUAAUUAGGACUGAACAGGAAUUUUUGAACUAAAAUAAACUCUUUCUUCAGUAGUUAAGAAAGUAAGCGGCUUAUACUGGUUUCUUUUUAAUUGUCAGAAGGACAUUGAGAAUUUGAUAAUAUAUAUUGUACUCGUGUUUGAGUCAGGACUCAUCGAUAAGGACAGCAAUGAACAUCUGUCUGGAAUGAAGUCAGGUCCUUGCAAAGGGAAUAGCUGAUAAGGACUGGACUGUAUAUCCAUCUAUAUUCAAGCCUUGAGUUAGUGCACUCUGUUACCUAAGACAUUAAGUUUUGCACCAACAGACUUGGUGGGUGUACCAGUUCUAAUAGCAGCUUGCAACAGUGAUGUAUGGGGCUUACUAUGUAUGAAUAUACUGCUGUAACCUGACUGAGAGAGUCCACUUGUCAGAUGGUUGGCAGCACUGACAUGCCUUCCCUUUGAUAACUGGGUUUCAAACUCUUGCAAGAGAAUCCAAUAAACUGUGGUGCCGAGAGGAAACUGGUCUCCCGAGUUUAACAUUGGACGUCACGAACAGGAUCCCAAUACAAAGCAGACAGACUGAGUAAGCGGCCGGACCACUCCGGGGACUGCAGAGACCGACCGGGCGCCCAACGGGUAUUUCACCUUUUGUCGCUCUCCGUCAGUUCCUGUGGAGGCACGGUUCCUCGCUGAGGGCUGCUUGCAUAUCUUGACGGGAUCGGGAAAGUAUCUGUCGGAAGACUUGUAUAAGGUAGGCAAAUUUUAUUAAUUGAGUAGGAGGCGGUACCGGGUGAAUUUUACUAACUGGGCAGGAGGCAGACGUGCUGGGUAAAUUUAUCAA